Messenger RNA from Melopsittacus undulatus (budgerigar), 1779 nucleotides. It is a transcript of the gene ABRACL, whose product is annotated as ABRA C-terminal like. The coding region runs from base 778 to 1425 and encodes 215 amino acids. Gene Ontology annotation, biological process: regulation of actin filament-based process. NCBI's taxonomy places the organism in Eukaryota, Metazoa, Chordata, Aves, Psittaciformes, Psittaculidae. The transcript is spliced from 4 exons. The record is from RefSeq and is a predicted model, not a curated record.
GAAGGGACGGUGAUUUUAUUUCUAUGACGCAUACCAAACAAGUGGACAGAGGGACUAAAUGAUUCAGCUGUUACCAUGCUGGCUGGAAAUCAGGAGAUGUACUGGAGUUUCCUUGCUACAAGAGAUUUUUUGAUACCAGGAAUCUGAGGAAGUAAUUAGUCUUCAUGUUCCUCUCUCUCAAAUAUUCAGCUGUUAUAGCAAAGAACACUACAAAACACACUAAAUACAAUCAGCUAUUUAUAUGUUUCUUUUUCUCUUUGUAAACUGUCUCCACUUUCUGAUGCUCUGCUCCCUCAAGACAUAACUGCACAUCCUCUUCACAUCCUCUCGUGCAGAAAAGCAUCUCCCAAGCCCAAAUUAAACCCCCUACUAAUUCUGAUUUUGUGCAUAUUUAGGGAGGGUUUGAUUUCAGUCUUACAAUUUUUAAGUAAGUACUCUCAGACACAUGAUUAGGGUCACCCCAUAGUUCUUAGAAUGUGUGCUAUAUAUAUGUAUAACUAACAUUAUGGGCACAGUCUUUUAAGCUGCACUGAUACAGCAUUAUUCCAUGCAAAGGUUUAUUCUUCAGUAAGGUGUAGAGCAAGUGAUUUUGGUGAUUCACAUCAAGACUUUAAGUAUUCCUUCUCUUUUAUGUUCAACUGUAGUAAAGAUUUACAGGCUUAUUUAAGGAAGAAGCAGUAUUACAUUGUUGGAAUACUUAGUGAAUAAGGGUAUGAUGCCCUCUGAAGUAAGUCCCCUCCUAGACAGGCACAGGUGAGUAACAGUGUGAGUCACUGUAUGAGUUCCAUUUACCUCAAUGAAAGUGUUCAUUCCAGAGUCAAGACUGUCAGCAGUCACUGUGGGUUUCAAGUUUACUACUUGAAAUCUUCAACUCAUGCAAAGACGUAUUUUUCAGCCUGGGCUGAAGUGGCUUUACAGCUUCAUGUUGAGUCACAACCCUACAGUGGUUUGCAUAAUGUGGCACACCCAUGUUGCAAAGUGACUCACUGCAGGCCAACAGCACAGAUACCUGAUGGGGCUGGGCUAAGGCAAGGCACAUAUGGACACUCCUGGUUGAAUCACAGCAUUGUAGUUUCUCUCCACUUUGGAGACCACAAGGAGAAUCUCUGGCACUUUGCACAGGCUUGGUCAGUGCUGCUAUGUGCCUGUCUCUGGAGAAACCUGUUACAACAGACCACAAUGAACGUGGAACAUGAAGUUAACCUCUUAGUUGAGGAGAUCCGGCGGUUGGGAACCAGAAAUGCUGAUGGACAAGUCAGCGUGAAAUUUGGUGUGCUCUUUGCUGAUGAAAAAUGUGCCAACCUCUUUGAAGCCCUAGUGGGAACUCUUAAGGCUGCAAAACGACGGAAGAUUAUUACUUAUCAAGGGGAGCUACUUUUACAAGGCGUUCAUGAUGACGUUGAUAUCAUGCUGCUGCAGGACUGAUGCAGUGUUUCAGCUAUGCAUUAAUGGAAUUGUUCAAGAUGAUGACUUGCAACGUCCUUUGAAUAAGGCUGAUCAUUCUAAUGUGUUUUGAUGCAUUUUCUACAUCUUUAUAGUCAAAAGGAAACUGUCCUAUUUUGGAAAACAUUCCCUUUUGUAAUUCUUCCUAAAAUUGUACUGUAUGUGAGUAAGGUAAUAUAUGGCGUAUCUUUCCUUUUUUUUUUUCAAAUCUCAGGUAAAGCUCUCAAAUGUCUGAUGGUUAUUUUUCAAAAUAUGAAGAAGAGGACCAGUAAUUUAAUGUUUACAAAUCAAAGCGUGCCAUGAAAAUGUAAAAUAAAAGCACAUGCUUAAAUUUAU